Messenger RNA from Pongo pygmaeus (Bornean orangutan), 9339 nucleotides. Its product is annotated as zinc finger protein 573. NCBI's taxonomy places the organism in Eukaryota, Metazoa, Chordata, Mammalia, Primates, Hominidae. Gene Ontology annotation, cellular component: nucleus. The record is from RefSeq and is a predicted model, not a curated record. The coding region runs from base 304 to 2346 and encodes 680 amino acids. Gene Ontology annotation, biological process: regulation of transcription by RNA polymerase II. The transcript is spliced from 6 exons. Gene Ontology annotation, molecular function: DNA-binding transcription factor activity, RNA polymerase II-specific; RNA polymerase II transcription regulatory region sequence-specific DNA binding.
AGGCUCUGGGCAAUCAAGUUACGUUGGAGCCCAACCUAAACCAGCCCGGGUGGUGGAGGAAGCCUUUAAACCGUGGAAGCCUGUAGUGUGGAUGGCCAGUUGUUAUCGGAAUCUCAGGCCCGUGGGUGCAUGAACAGCGGAGGAGGGUAUUUGAGUGCGCACGUGAGAGAAUGUUGUAUAUGUCAGAUGAGGAAUGUUUGAGAGUGUGUGACAGAGAAACUGCGUGUGAGAGGCUGGGAUGUGCCUCCUUGACGGUGGGUGCGGUUGUGAGGCUGUGACAGCUCUGGAUUCUCUGGAGUUUGAAUGUUUCCAGUGUUGGAACCCCACCGAGUAGGACUGAUCAGGUCUUACAAUUCUAAAACCAUGACCUGUAACUGGGGAAGACCUUUGAAGUUUUGUCCAACAAAGUAUAUGAAGUUUCAGGAAUUAGUGACGUUCAGGGAUGUGGCCAUAGACUUCUCUCGGCAGGAGUGGGAAUACCUGGACCCUAAUCAGAGGGACUUAUACAGGGAUGUGAUGUUGGAGAACUAUAGAAACCUGGUCUCACUGGGAGGACAUUCCAUUUCUAAACCAGUUGUGGUUGAUUUACUGGAGCGAGGAAAAGAGCCCUGGAUGAUUUUGAGAGAAGAAACACAGUUCACAGAUUUGGAUUUACAGUGUGAGAUAAUCAGCUACAUAGAAGUACCCACUUAUGAAACAGAUAUAUCCUCUACACAACUUCAGAGCAUAUAUAAGAGAGAGAAACUCUAUGAAUGUAAGAAAUGUCAGAAGAAAUUUAGUAGUGGUUAUCAACUUAUUCUACAUCACAGGUUUCAUAUUAUUGAGAGACCCUAUGAAUGCAAAGAGUGUGGGAAGAACUUUCGUAGUGGCUAUCAACUUACUCUACAUCAAAGAUUUCAUACUGGUGAGAAGCCCUAUGAAUGUACAGAAUGUGGGAAGAACUUUAGAAGUGGUUAUCAGCUGACUGUGCAUCAGAGACUUCAUACUGGUGAGAAAACCUAUGAAUGUAGGCAGUGUGGGAAGGCCUUUAUAUAUGCCUCACACAUUGCUCAACAUGAGAGAAUUCACACUGGUGGGAAGCCUUAUGAAUGUCAGGAGUGUGGGAGGGCCUUUAGUCAAGGUGGACACCUUAGAAUUCAUCAGAGAGUUCAUACUGGUGAAAAACCAUAUAAAUGUAAGGAAUGUGGGAAGACUUUUAGUAGGCGCUCAAAUCUUGUUGAACAUGGGCAGACUCAUACUGAUGAGAAGCCAUACGUAUGUGAGAAAUGUGGAAAAGCCUUUAGAAGAGGUCACCAACUUAUUGUACAUCAGAGUGUUCACACUGGUAAAAAGCCAUAUGAGUGUAAAGAAUGUGGGAAGGGCUAUACCACUGCCUCAUACUUUCUUCUACAUCAGAGGAUUCAUAAAGGUGGAAAACCCUAUGAAUGUAAGGAGUGUAAGAAAACCUUUACUUUGUAUAGAAAUCUUACUCAGCAUCAGAAUAUUCAUACUGGUGAGAAACUUUUUGAAUGCAAGCAAUGUGGGAAGACAUAUACUACUGGUUCAAAACUCUUUCAACAUCAGAAAACUCAUACUGGCGAGAAACCCUAUGAAUGCAAGGAAUGCGGGAGGGCCUUUAGCUUGUAUGGCUACCUUAAACAACAUCAGAAAAUUCAUACUGGCACGAAACGCUUUGAAUGUAAGGAGUGUAAAAAAACCUUUACUUUGUAUAGAAAUCUUACUCGACAUCAGAAUAUUCACACUGGUAAGAAACUUUUUGAAUGUCAGGAAUGUGGGAAGGCCUAUAGUACUGGCUCAAACCUUAUUCAACAUCAGAAAACUCAUACUGGUGAGAAACCCUAUAAAUGUAAGGAAUGUGGAAAGACCUUUAGCUUGCAUGGAUAUCUUAAUCAACAUCAGAAAAUUCAUACUGGUGUGAAACCCUAUGAAUGUAAGGUAUGUAGAAAAACCUUUACUUUCUAUAGAAAUCUUACUCUACAUCAAAGUAUUCAUACUGAUGAGAAACCUUUUGAAUGUAAGGAAUGUGGGAAGACCUUUAGACGUAGUUCACACCUUACUGCACAUCAGAGCAUUCAUGCUGAUAAAAAACCCUAUGAAUGUAAAGAAUGUGGAAAGGCCUUUAAAAUGUAUGGCUACCUUACCCAACAUCAGAAAAUUCAUACUGGUGGAAAACCUUAUGAAUGUAAAGAAUGUGGGAAGGCCUUCAGUCGUGCUUCAAACCUUGUUCAACAUGAGAGAAUUCAUACUGGUGAGAAACCCUAUGUGUGUAAGCAAUGUGGGAAAACCUUCAGAUAUGGUUCAGCCCUUAAAACCCAUCAGGGAAUUCACAGGAGCAUAAAAGUGUAAGACCAUAAAGAGUACGAGCGCGCCAUUCAUCAUCAGACAGUCCACACUGGUGAGAAAUGAUGGAAUGUUAGUCUUAUAGGUAUGGCUUUAGCAAUUGAGAGAGUUCAAAAUGCAGUUCUUGCCACAUUAGAAAGCAUUUAAUAUCAGUCCUGUUUUAAUGGAAUAUCUGACUAUUCAAUGGUAAAUUAAGAAAAAAACAAAACAAAACACGAAACCCAGUUUCUUCACGCCUACAACAUCCAUGGCAUGGAUUUAAAAAAAAAAAAACUUAUUAAUUAAGGCCGGGCGCGGUGGCUCACGCCUGUAAUCCCAGCAAUCUGGGAGGCCGAGGUGGGCGGAUCACGAGGUCAGGAGAUUGAGACCAUCCUGGUAACACGAUGAAACCCCGUCUCUACUAAAAAUACAAAAAAUUAGCUGGGCGUGGUGGCAGGCGCCUGUAAUCCCAGCUACUCGGGAGGCUGAGGCAGGAGAAUAGCGUGAACCCAGGAGGCGGAGCUUGUAGUGAGCAGAGAUCGCGCCACUGCACUCCAGCCUGGGCGACAAGAGCGAGACUCCGUCUCAAAAGAAAAAAAAAAACUUAUUAAUUAAAAGGAUGACCAAAAGCCUUUCAUACUAGAUUUCAAUGGCUGUAUUACAAAUUACCUCAAGCCUUAAUGUCUUACCACAACAAUAAACAUCACUAAUAGGUUCUGAGGGUCAGAAAUUCGGAAGAGGCUUAACUGAGUGCUUUUGAGUUGGUUUUUCCAUGAGCUUGCUGUCUUCCUAAGGCUUGUUGGGGCUGAAGGAUCUGUUUUCCAGGUGGCACGCUCACACUGGCUGGCUGGCUUAGAGAGUGAGAGUGCCAGGAGAAAGCUGUGACUUUGGAGCUGUUUUUUGUUUGUUUGUUUAUUUUUGUUUUUGUUUUUUGAGACAGGGUCUUGCUCUAUCACCCAGGCUGGAGUGCAGAGGCAUGAUCAUAGCUCACUGCAGCUUUCAACUUCUGGGCUCAAGCAAUUUGGGUGGCUUCUUGAGCAUAUUUUGCAUGACGUAGAAAUAUAAGCAAUCUGUACUCAGAGUGCCAGUCAUGGUGUUUUAAAAAUAUGCCCUCAAAUUCUUUGAAACUCUACCCUUCAAACUUGAAGUCUGGCCAGGUGUGGUGACUCACGCCUGUAAUCCCAGCACUUUGGGAGACCGAGGCCUAGCCAGGCAUGAUGGCACACGCCUGCAGUCCCAGCUACUAGGGAGGCUGAGGUAGGAGAAUCGCUUGAACUUGGGAGGCAGAGGCGGCAGUGAGCUGAGAUUGUGCCUCUGCACUCCAGCCUGGGCAACAGCAUGAGACUCCAUCUCAAAAACAAAAACAACAGAUAAAAAAACCUGAAAUCCAAUUCCCCUCCCUUUGCAUGUGAGCUGAACCUAGUCACUUGCUUCUAAUGAACAGAAUCUUCAGGAUCGCCUUUCCCUGGUGCUCGUGCUCACUUGUUCAUUCACUCUUGUGCAAAUCCAGCCUCCUCUACCUAGGGCUUCUGCAGAGGCUGCUGACAGAACCUUUUAUAGACGUUUCAUUGAUUGGUGAUUCUCAUAAUUGUCACAUUAGAUAUUGCUGGAGUCUUAACCAAGGGUUUUUAAUAGUCAUACUCUAUCUGUUCUUUGGAGAACAGAUAACCUGCUGUGAAAUGCCCCCUCUGCUCCCUCUCUGAAAUAAUCAUCGUGUUAAUGUUGAGGCCAUGCUUCCCAUGGGCUGCCCCCAGCCCCUUUUCUGAGCACAACAGAAGUAUUCAUGCUAGUCAAUUCUUAUGAAACCCAGACCCUUCAGCUGGGGAACUGUGAAUCAGCCAGACUUAAACUGUCUUCAUACUGCCCCACGUUUUCAUAGUUUUUCUACCAAUCUUGCUUCAUCCCUCUCCUUCAGAGUCAUCUGUCUUGUACUAUGGCCUGAAGGCUUUCACUGCCUUUCCUGGACCUCUUUUUCAUUCAUAGCCCCUUCCUUCCUUCUGAUCUGAUCUUGUUUUUUUGCUUUUCAGAGGAUCAAGAUGAACACAUACCCUAAGGUUACCUACAUACUGUGUUUCCCUAACAGUGCUCUGGAUUUUAUCUUUGUCCAGAGACCAUUUCUGAAGUUUAGCAUCAUUUGCUUUCUGGAGAGGCUGGGAGUUUCCAAAAGCAAGUCCUGGUUCACUUCUGUUUAACAAUCUUUUUCUAGCUUAUCUUCCUUCUUGCACUUAAGCAACAAGAAGCAAGACACCUUCAACAUUCUGCUUGGAAGUCUCCUAAGCUAAAUUACCCACUUUUUUUGUUGCUGUUGUUUGUUUUUGUUUCUUAAAGACACAAUCUUGCUUUGUCACCCAAGUUGGAGUGCAGUGGUGUGAUCAUAGCUCACUACAACCUUGAACUCCUGGGCUCAAGUGAUCUGCCCGUCUCAGCCUCAGGAGUAGCUAGGACUACAGGUGUAUGCACAACUACACCUAGCUAAUUCCUUUUUUUUUUUUGGUAGAGAUGAGGCCUCCCUAUGUUGCCUGAGCUGGUCUCAAACUCUUGGUCCUCCUACCUUGACCUCCCAAAGUGAUGGGAUUAUAGCGUGAGCCUGGCCCAGUUACACAGUUCUGUAGGUAUUAUUUUGUACUUUUCACAGUUACCACGUGCAGCAAUGUUGCUUUCUGCUAUUACAUAACAAGAAUCCCUUCCCCGCAGUCUCCAGUAACAUUUUUCAGUUUUCUUUAAGCCCUUACUAGGAGCCUCUUCAAAAAUAUCCAGGUUUCUGCUAAUAAUAUUUUCCAGGCCCUUCCAAUUUCCACCCAGUUUGUCGUCCCAAUGCCCCUCUGACAUUUGUAGCUUUUUGUUUCAAUAGCAUCCCUUGUCUAGGUACCAAAAUCUGUUAUCUCAUGCCACAUUCCAAAGAACCCGAAGAAUUAGUGGCUUAAAAUGCCAAUAAAUGUGUAUUUUUCUCACAGUUUCUGUGAGUCAGAAAUUUGGGAGCAGCUAAGCUAGGCAGUUCUAGCUCCAAGUGUCUCAAGAGGUUGUGCUUAUCUAAAGGCUUGACUACAGCUGGAGGAUAUGCUUUCAAAUGGCUUAGUUCUGUAGCUGAUAAGUUUAUACUGGCAAGUCGUUUCUUCUCCCACGGGGCCUUGUCCAUAAGCUGCUUGAGUGUGCUUGUGACGUGACAGUCAGAUGUGAUCCUUUUUAUAAUCUCUCUUUGGAAGUUAGUUCUGCCACAUUCUAUUUGUUCCCAGAAAAUCACUAAGUCUGGCCUACAUUCAAUAAGAGAGGAAUUAAGUUUCACCUUUGUUUUUUUUUUUGAAGGCAGGAUCUUUCACUGUCAUCCAGUGGAGUGCAUAUGGCUCACUUCAGCCUCAACCUCCUGGGCUUCAGUGAUCCUCCUGCUUCAGCUUCCCGAGUAGCUGGGACUACAGGUGUGUGUCACCAUGCCCAGCUAAUUUUUAAAUUUUUGGUAGAGAUGGGGGUCUCACCAACUUGCCCAGGCUUGUCUCAAACUCCUAGGCUCAAGCAUUCUUCCCACAGUGUUCCCACAGUGCUGAGAUUAUAGGCGUGAACCACCGUGCCCAGCCCACUUUCACCUUUUAAAGAGAGAAAUGUCAAAACAUUUGCAGACAUAUUUUUAUUUUUAAGUCACCACACAUGACACCACUCAAUCAUUGUUGAAGUCUCAAAAAUUAGUACUAAUAAACUAACUUGUUAAUGUCACAUAUGCAAUAGUGCUUUUAGCCACAGCACAUGCCUUACCUGUCAUCACUGCCACAUAACUCCCUGUGUGUCGUUGGCCAAGAUAUUUAUCAUCUAUGGGAAUUAUUUUUAAAGUAUAAUCAAGAAACCCAGGCAUGGUGGUGCACACCUGUAGUCCCAGCUACUCAGGAGACUGAGGCGGGAGGAUCGCUUGAGGCAAGAGUGUAAGACUGCAGUGCUCUAUGAUGGUGCCUGUGAAUAGCCACUGCACACCAGCCUGGCUUUUUUAGGCCCCGUCUAAAAAGAAAAAAGGUACAUAAGAGUCCUAUUAUGUGGAUGUGGCCCAAAUUAUACUUGUCAAAACCUGGGAAGACUGUUUGGCAUAUAGCGCUAUGCUCAAUAAAUAUGAGCUUUUGGCCAGGCGCAGUGGCUUACGCCUGUAAUCUCAGCAGUUUGGGAGGCCGAGGAGGGUGGAUCACAUGUCAGGAGAUCGAGACCAUCCUGGCUAGCAUGGUGAAACCCCAUCUCUACAAAAAAUACAAAAAAUUAGCCGGGCGUGGUGACACACACCUGUAGUCCCAGCUACUCAGAAAGGCUGAGGCAGGAGAAUCACUUGAACCUUGGAGGCGGAGGUUGCAGUGAGCUGGGAUCGUGCCACUGCACUCCAGCCUGGGUGACAGAGCGAGACUCUGUCUUAAAAUAAAUAAAUAAAUAAAUAUGAGCUAUUAUAGAUAUCGUCAUUAUUUGUGUUGCUGAUAAUUACUUUUUAUGAAAGAUUCUAAUAGCAUAAUUAAUUUAGAACAGCUUCUUAAAGCCACUCAUCUAUUAUUAAAUUUUGUAUAAUUUUGGAAAUUAAGAAUAUGAUUUUAGUGUGUCUAAAGAUUUUGGCCAGGUGCAGUGGCUCACACCUCUAAUCUCAGCACUUUAGGAAGCCAAGGCAGGCAGAUCACCUGAGGUCAGGAGUUCAAGACCAUCCUGGGCAACAUGGCAAAACCCGAUCUCUACUAAAAAUACAAAAAUUAGCCAGGUGUGGUGGCACACACCUGUAAUCCCAACUACUCGGAGGGCUGAGACAUGAGAAUGGCUUGAACCCAGGAGGCGGAGGUUGCAGUGAGCCGAGAUCACACCGCUACACUCCAGCUUGAGUGACAGAGCAAGACUCCGUCUCAAAAAAAAAAAAAAAAAGAUUUUGCAUAUCUUGUUUUGUUUUGCUUUUGCUUUUUUUAUUUUUUGUGGAGAUGGGGUCUCACUAUGUUGCCUAGGCUGGUCUCAAACCCCUGGCCUCAAGCAAUCCUCCUGCCUUGGCUUCCCAAAUUGCUGGGAUUAUAGGCGUGAGCCACUGUGGCUGGCCAAGAUUUUGAUAAUAGCCAACAAUUCAUAUUCUCUGUUCACAAUUUAAGAUAAAGUAGGAAUUAAUAAUGGGCUAUCAAGAAGUAAAUUGUUCUCUUGGAGGUUUUCCCUAAAUUUGAAAUGUACAUUUUAAUUUAACAUACAGAAAAAUUGAAAGAAUUGUUUAGUAACCCACCAUGUAUGUUUACAUUCAUGUUAUUUGCUUUAUCUUAUGUCAGCUAUUUUUAUCUGCUUAUGUAUGGGUUAUUUCUGUAUCAUUUGAGAGUAAGUUGUAGAUAUCAUGGCACUUUGCCUUUAAAUAUAUGUAAAUUUCCUGGAUAACUGUGAUACUAUAAUCAUACUGGAAAAACUUAAGAAUUUCUAUAGUGUCUUCAAAUAUGUGCCCAAAGUUUUUUUAUAACUACUUAUUUUCUAAUCAGUAUCCACUCUUGGUUAAUUCAUUGCAUUUGGGAUUUUUUUUUAAUUUAUUCUUUUUCUCUAGGAUAAUAUCCCCACUUUUUCAUGCUUUUGAAUUUUUCUUUUUUUUCUUUUGAGACAGAGUCUUGCUCUGUCACUAGGCUGGAGUGCAGUGGUGCGAUCUCAGCUUACUGCAACCUCUGCCUCUCGGGUUCAAGCAAUUCUGCCUCAGCCUCUCAAGUAGCUGGGACUACAGGCACAUGCCACCACACCCAGCUAAUUUUUGUAUUUUUAGUAGAGACAGGAUUUCAUCAUGUUGGCCAGGAUGGUCUGGAUCUCUUGACCUUGUGAUCCGCCCGCCUUGGCCUCCCAAAGUGCUGGGAUUACAGGCGUGAGCCACCGCACCCAGCCUGAAUUUUUCUUUUUUAAGUACCCAAAGAAUGUCCCACAUUCUUGAUUUCUGCUUCACAGUAUGAUUUAACUUGUUGCUCUGUCCCUCAUGUUUCCUAUAAAUUGGAAGUUAUGUCUAGAAAAUUCAUUAGGUUGAGAUUAGGUUGAGAUUUUUGUCAAGAACAUCUCAGGAAUGAUGCUGCAGACUUCUGAAAGCAUAUCAGGUUUUUACAUGAUUAUUUAUGCUACACUGUAAAGCUUGCUUAAAGAGGUAACUGUCAGCUCUCCAUUGAACAAUUCCAUUUUGCAUUAGUAAUUUGAUGGGUGCUACAUUGAUCCAUUAAUUUGAAAAUAUAAUCCCUUUAAUUCAGGAAACAAGGAUUGAAACAAAAAGAUGUCAUUGUAUUCAUCUCUCUGUAUAGCACAUAUGAACUGCCUGUUAAAGGCUAGACUAUAAAUCUGUGGAUAGAAACAAUGUUAAUAUAUGAGGCUAGAAGAAAGGAAAACAAAUAUACCAAUAUUAAGAAAAAAGUAAUAAAACUAGGUAAAGAGAUUAAUGAUUAGGAAAUAAAACUAGUUUUUAUUCAGAUCCUACUCCCUCCUCCCUCCCAUUUUGUGGAACAUGAGCUAAAUCUCUAGACAUAAGAAAAAUUUUAAAAGAGCAAUAUGAAGAAAAUGCUUUAAAUUAAAAGUUAAUUUUUGCCGGGCACAGUGGCUCACACCUGUAAUCCCAGCACUUUGGGAGGCCGAGGCAGGUGGAUCAUUUGAGGUCAGGAGUUCGAGACCAGCCUGGCCAACAUGGUGAAACCUCAUCUCUACUACAGAUACAAAAAUUAGCUGGGCAUGGUGGCAUGUGCCUGUAAUCCUAGCUACUUGGGAGGCUGAGACGGGAGAAUCUCAUGAACCCGGGAGGCGGAGAUUGCAGUGAGCCAAGAUCAUGCCAUUGCACUCCAGCCUGGGCAAUAGAGCGAGACCCAGUCUCAAAAAAAAAGAGUUAAUUUUUGAUGUUUAUACCAAAAUAUUUAGCAAUCUCUAAUGUAUUUUGAGAAGGAAUUAUAUUUGUAAAAGAAUAUAGUUUUUCAAAAUGACAUAAGUAUUGUAGGAAAUCAGAAUUUUUAAAAGAUGAUUGAAAACAAGAUGAGUUUCACUCAUUAGGGUAAAUGGAAAAUUUCUGAGUAUGAUAUCAGCAAACUCUAAGAU